UCUACCAUGUUUUUUAAUGAGCUCGAUUCAUUCGUCGCGUCCCUGAUGAUUUUUCAUUUGAGUUUAAGUAAAAAAAAUGCAUUUCCAGGCACCAUCAUGACUUAUAUUCCUCCAAGCAAACGAUUCAAUUAACAUAUUACUUGAGCGGAUUUCUGAUGGGGUUUAUAGUAAUUGUGACGCAAUUCACGCCAACAGCAAACAUUUUUCAAACCAUCAUUGAUUGUCUCACAUAUGUCGUGUGCUCGUUUCUCAUUGUGGAUGCCAGCGAAGAAUGCGACUCUUUGGGCGGCCAGUUUACAGCCGCAAUUUACGAUCUAAAUUGGUACGAUUGGUCUGCUGAGAACCAGAAGCUUUUGUUAAUAUUAAUAACGCAUUCGGCCAGAAAUAUACCAGUUACAAUCCGGAUGAUGUAUAAAGUCAAUAGAGAGUUGCUGCUGAAGGUAUUGUCUUUUCUCCGUUAAACACUCCAGCAUUUUUUUGGCUUAUUCAAUAUUAAUCUUAUUAAAGUGUCUUAAUAUCCACCUGAAUAUGGGAAAUUUCUAUUUUUAGAUAGGUCGAGUUUUAUACCCGGUAGCAAAUUUACUGUAUUCAAUGAGGAAUUGAUGCCAGACACCCAAACAAACUAUUUCCUUAAUCUAACAGCACUUUACUAUCAGAAUCCGACACUUUAUUUACACAGACUGGACGCCACGCACUGAACUAAAUAGAUAAGAAUUUGUUGCUUUCUUCGAUUUGAAAAGAUUCUCGCAGUGUUAAACGGAUAACUGUCCAAGUAUUCAGGUCCAAAGUGGCCCAGGGAAGCGAAAAUGUUUCUAAAUUUCAUAUUUUUCGUCAAUUUCUUCAACAUUUUGCUUCAAGAGUGUGCGGCCGCAAGGAUUUUAGUGUUCAUCCCAUUGCCGUUCUACAGCCACCAAUCGGUGUACAAACCGCUAUGGAACGAACUGGCCAACCGCGGGCAUAAGAUCACUUUGCUCACUCUAAACCCCAUGCAACCCCAUGAAAAUAUCACUCAAAUUGACCUUAGUGCGGUUUACACGAGGCUGGAAAAGGCGAAAUUUUUCGAUGUUUUGAGCUCCGGCGAACAGAGCCUGGAAAAUGUUCUCCAUGUGUUCGACACGGUGCUUGAAGCAGCAGACGAAGAGCUGAGCCACCCGGAAGUUAAGGGCUUGAUUGCCGGCAAUCAGUCUUUUGAUCUGGUGAUAACCGAGUAUUAUCUAACUGUUGGAGCGGCGUUUGCCCACAAAUUCCAAUGCCCUUUCAUCGGGGUUGUUUCCAUGGAUGCUGCCUCAGAUGUGCACAAUAUUAUCGGAAACCCCACUCACCCUAUUCUAUAUCCAGCUUUAGAUCUGGGGUUUUCUGGAGAACUUAAUUUGAAACUACGGCUGGGCCGCACCUUGUUUUACCUGGCGUGGAAUGCGUAUGUUACCUACUCAAUCCGACCUAGAGAAAAUGAGUUAAUCCAGAAGCACUUUGGAAGCGAGUUUCCUCUGGUGGAAAACCUCAACAAAAAGGCGAGCUUGCUGUUUAUUAAUGUGAAUCCGGUUUUUCACAUACAGCGGCCUUUGAAUGCCCAGACCAUCAACGUCGGGGGCGGUUUACAUAUUCAACCGCCCAAAAGUUUACCUGAGGAUAUUCAAGGAUUCUUGGAUGACGCCCAACACGGGGCGAUAUAUUUCAGCUUGGGCAGCUCGAUACGGAGCUCACAGCUGCCUGGCAGCACCAAAUCAGCCAUCAUCCAGACCUUUGGACAACUUCCCUAUAAAUUUUUGUGGAAAUAUGAAAAAGAGCUAAACGACAGCAUGGAGGUUCCCAAAAAUGUCCACCUCUCCAACUGGCUGCCACAGCAGGAUAUUUUGAGGCAUAAAAACAUCAAGCUGUUCAUCACCCAAGGUGGGUUGCAAUCGCUGGAAGAAUCGCUCUUCAUUGGGGUGCCAGUUUUGGUUCUACCCUUCUAUGGGGACCAAAUAUCCAACGCUCAAAUGGUGGUUGAACAUGGAUUUGGACUCGCUUUGGAUCGUCGGAACGUAACAGUGCGAAAUUUUAUGAGCGCUAUUUUGAAAUUAAUUACAUCGACAAAAUACCGCAAUACAGCCUUGAAAUUGGGCAAGCAAAUAUCGGACCAACCGUGGACGCCACUGGAAAAGGCUGUUUGGUGGACGGAAUUUGCCAUCAGGAAUCCAAAGGUUGAUUUUUUGAAACAUCCAAUAGCUUCCACUCUGCCUUUGUAUCAAUAUUAUUUUUUGGACUUUCUUUUCGUUUUUCUCGCUUUAUUUAGUGUCGUUUGUUGCGUCAUUUUUUGUGGGUUUGUUGUUUACGUUCACCUUUUAGGUAGGUGUGGACGGACGAAGGUAAAAAUGGACUGAUGUUGGUAGUAAAUAGGUUUUGUAUUAUUGUGCGGAUUUUUGUAAUUAAAUUAUAUUGAAAUUAUCAAAA
Messenger RNA from Dendroctonus ponderosae (mountain pine beetle), 2433 nucleotides. Its product is annotated as UDP-glucosyltransferase 2. The coding region runs from base 807 to 2363 and encodes 518 amino acids. The transcript is spliced from 7 exons. Gene Ontology annotation, molecular function: UDP-glycosyltransferase activity. Lineage: Eukaryota; Metazoa; Arthropoda; Insecta; Coleoptera; Curculionidae. The record is from RefSeq and is a predicted model, not a curated record.